Aspergillus nidulans FGSC A4 is the source of this 1557-nucleotide messenger RNA. RefSeq lists its product as uncharacterized. NCBI's taxonomy places the organism in Eukaryota, Fungi, Ascomycota, Eurotiomycetes, Eurotiales, Aspergillaceae. The transcript has 2 exons. Gene Ontology annotation, molecular function: zinc ion binding. The record is from RefSeq and is a predicted model, not a curated record. The coding region runs from base 1 to 1557 and encodes 518 amino acids.
AUGUCCACGCCUACGGGGCAGUUUUCCGCUCUUUCGAUUCAAGGAUCUUCAGAAAUAGAGCCGAAGGCUGCAUCGGAUGGUGGAGGUGGGCGAGGGCAAGGGCUAGGACGAGCAGAGUCGUCGAACAUGACGGACAUGGCCGCUGUCAAGGCCUCAUCGGGCCUCUUGUAUGACCUUUGCGGUUCGGGCUUUGAUCAUGAGACGGAGGCUAGGGCGCUCCUUGGCUUAACGACAGCCUAUGAGGUGCUGUUUUGUGAGAGGAAAAGGGCGGGCUACGAGUUUGUUUUUGCAGAGACGGCGCGCGUGCGGAUUCCGCUGUUGGGUUGGGGCAAGACUCAGAUGAACUUUUCGGGUGAAGUGAAUGAUGUCGUUACGAGCGGAUAUGGCAAUGGUGAUGGUUAUACGUGCACCUGCGCCGCUUUCCGGGGAAGAGAUGCUGUCGCUUGUCAGCAUAUCUUUUGGCUUCUGGACCAAGUCCGGGCUCAAUUUCAUUCGCACUCUCCUUCUCCCUAUGCUCCUCCAAAGAUCGUCCUCUCGAGCGACGGGCAUGCGCAGGGUUUCCCGCGCAUUGAGCAGCUCCUUUCCAACCAGUCCAUAACAACCCUAGAAGGCCUCGCAGAGCAUUAUGACUGGCCGUAUGUCUGCUCAGAAGUCGAAGAAGGCGGCAUGAGUCGGACACAGAGGGUACGCGAUAUUUUAUCCGCAUUCAGCACAGAGAUUCUUCCGGAAGAGUUUCGAGUUGAACCCGUCGAGUCUGAUUCUGAGCCAGAAGAUACGGAAUGUAAUUGCUUGUCGCCGAAGAAAAAGAGAUCACCGGAGCAAUGCGUGGUGCAGGGAGAUAUGGAAGCAACCAUCUUCCAGCUCGCCGUACACGACGACAACGUCUUCACGAGUCUCUGUAAAGCUAUGCCGCAGGGGGCCUGUGCGGCGAUUUACUUCGAUAAAAUGCUCGCGAGAUCGAGGAGCAUUCUCUCCGAGUUCGAUACGUAUUGCCAAACACUAGGAGGACCUUAUGAAACUGAAGAUAAAGGCAAAGCGUUGAGUAUGGCUGCAGUCGUCCAUACCCUAAGGUCCAACAUUCUCAAAAUCCACAAAAAUAUCCACGUUCGCGCCCCUCACGGCCUCCAGGGCGCUGCUAAAGCACUCAUAGCCAUCCUCGAAGACAUUUCCACACGCAAUAAAGACGCUUUAGCCGGCAAUCCGUACGGCUGCGUCUCGUUUCUGCCAGCCAACGCCAACUGGUCUGCGCACAGCGAAGACGACGAGGACUCGCGCAACCUAUACCACCAACUUAUUGGAUCUGCGGAUGAGGAGGAGGAGGAAGGUCACUUUGUCCUCGAUGCGUUGGCGGAUUUAUCAGGAGAAGUUCUGUAUCCGUUCCGGGAGAGGUUAAGUGCGGUGUUAGCGAGGGUUGAGGUGAAUCGGGCCCCGAGAGGGUUCAUUAUGAAAUUGGUGGCGAUUGUUCGUGUUGCCGAGGGGGGGACGGAUAUGGGAUUUGGGAUCACUAGGAAACGGAGUGGUGAGAGAGAUGAGAGCGAGAGAAAGAGGGUUAGAUGA